AUGACUCGAACGACCAGCACCGUGGUGCUACCGCUGUUGAUAGUUUUGCUUAAGGACAACCAUUAUGCCGCUGCGGACUUUGGACUACCGACAACCGUCGCUGGUGGAGCAGUGAUCAGCUCCAACGCAAAUAGUAUCAAUUAUGUGCUGAAUUCACUGAACCAAAAUCUACGGAGAUUCAAUCCUGACAAGCAAUCGGUACACCUAAGGUCGUCAAGUGAGAAGAUCACUAAAAUGGCACAGAAGAUUGCCGACCUAGGAAAGUUGAUUACCGCCAAUGUUAGCAAGGCAGCGAGUGAUAGAUCAACACCCGUGAAGGAGCUAUUUAACUCACUACAAGGCUCGUACGAGCGAAUGAGUCAGUACCUGAAGGCGGACGCAAUGGUCUCAAUGGAUUCGUUAAAUACCGAUUUGGGAGAUACACUCACAGUACAACUGGAAAAUGCUUUGGAUGGUGUCAGUCAAGCUAUUGCCAACGUCACCACUAUAACGGAAACAUUUGAGGGAGCAAUCAGCCGGACGCUUCAAGCUGCCAAUGGCAGACCAGUUACUCGAGGAACAAUAAACGAUAACAUCCCUUCAGAUCUCACCACAUCGAUGUCGAAAGCACUCGUACAAAUAAAAGAACAAACUGCGGUACUAUCUAAGGUGAUUGAAAAUGUCCUAAAAAACAUUGCUUUCGUAGAUUCUUAUCUGGUGAGAGUAAACGCCACUGCUCUUUCAUUGGAACAAAAAGUGAAUUCCACAUUAUUUGGCAUGAUACAGCAGUAUCCCACCGAAGCAAGCACCAUCGUCAAACGUUAUUACACCUCUCAUAAUAUUUUUAAAACGGAAAUCAGUAAUGCCAUCAGCAGCCUGUCCGUAUUCUGCACCAAUGCCACGCUACAAACCCUGGUCGAUGGUUUCUCGGAAGCCUACACCAAAACCUACUACUAUCUGUAUCACCGUAAUCAAGCAGAUGUGGACGCAAUCCAGAAGGCCUACAACGAAAUUGUGUCAAACAUCGAACGGUCCAUUCAAGAACUAAACACCAAUUUAUACACCGAUGUGCAGCAAAUUGCUGUCACAGUCGGUUUCCAAUAUCUGAGUCAAAAUCCAAAGUUCGACGCUUGCUUCAACAGACACAACAUACAGUUUAUGGCGGUAUAUACAAACAUCAAUAACGGCAUCACCAACUGCUUGGGUAGCGAAAAGAACCGAAUGGGACGCCUUCCGGACGUAGUCGAUAGGAUGCUGCGUUUGACGGAUGCGAAUACCGAGGAUAUUGCCUUUAAUAUUGAAACCUGUGCAGCCUACGAGGGAUUUGAAAGCUCACCGACUACGUACGGCCUGGCGGUGGCAUGUCUCAACACGACCCUCAACCACACGGGUAGCCUCCAGCAACUGAUCGGCCAAGGAUACGAUGUCAUGCUGCAGUUGCAUGCGCAAGAAGUGGCCAGCAGCAGGUUCCGAAUUGGAUAUUGCUUGGACACUCGUCGUGCCGAAAGUGUUUCCCUGAUCGAAAGCCUCCAUGCGGAAGUAGAACAGUGUCUCAAUGGCGAAACUACCAGGCGGAACAUUGAAGAACCGGAAGAGCAGGUUAUCGACCUGACUGCCACGGAAGUGGUUGAAGAUGUAACUACUGAGGAGGGAGAGAGUGCUACGGCUGACGAUGACGAGAGUGCGCUGCCGACGACUCCGCCACCGCCACCGCCGCGGACCGGCAUCACUAACGGGAUUCUACAUCAAACGUUGGAGUGUGCGGUUUCAAUAGAAAAACGACCAACUUCAGCCGCCCUCACCAAGGGUCACACAGUCGCAUAUAGCAAGAUCCUGGUAGUACGGAUCAGUCGUAAUGAUGGUACUAUAGACCAGAGCAGUCUAGAUAUUUCAUCGGAUCCCUCGACCUAUAGUUCCUUUUUCGGGCCACCCUCCCAUUGUCAGACCAACUGCCAAUCUCGCAGUCAUUCAAGUCGAGACUCUAGUAAAAAUGCCAGUACAAGUCCUAUGAGCCAAUCGGAUGAGAGCCUAUGGAAGAGACUACUGCUUUUUCUGGAGCAGCAUGAGGUGGAUUACCUAUUCUGGCCGGACUUGGCAAGCUGCCACUACACAAAUUCCACCAAACAGUACAGCGGUGAUGGCGUACAGCGAUACAGCGAAAAUGGCGCCAAGGAGAUAAUUCCGGCCAAUACUCCGGAACUUAGGUCAAUUAAGAAAUACUGGCCAAUUGUGAAGCACAUAUUGAAGAAAAAGGAUGGAACUGCAACUAACCUGAAGGAUUUCAAGCAGAAAUGGAAUUUGGCAGCCAAAAAAGUGGGAACAGGGCUCGUGCAAAAAAGGAUGGGCGGUGUACGAAGAAAAGUUCUAUCAAUGGCCUGUGGUAAGAAGGAAGACUGA
Messenger RNA from Ochlerotatus camptorhynchus, 2376 nucleotides. RefSeq lists its product as uncharacterized. Bases 1 to 2376 code for a protein of 791 amino acids. NCBI's taxonomy places the organism in Eukaryota, Metazoa, Arthropoda, Insecta, Diptera, Culicidae. The transcript is spliced from 6 exons. The record is from RefSeq and is a predicted model, not a curated record.